UAAUUGUCAGUUUUGGACAAAUUUUUGUCUACGAUUGUCGUUUCGUUUCGUACUUGAGAUGAUGCUAAAUGUGUUUUUUGAUAUCAAUAAUUAUCUUAUCUAGUGAUAAACCUUUGAAAAAGAUUUUGGAUUCUAUUGAAUAGUGCGUGUUAUUGUUAAAGUUAAGUGUAAAAAAUGGAUACUUUAAGGUUUUACUUUGUGACAUGGAAUGUGGCAACUAGGUCUCCAGGUCAAGAUCUUAAUUCACUGUUGGAUUUUCCAUCUCAAUUUAAUAAAAACAAACAGUUACCCGACUUUUAUGUAAUUGGUUUACAAGAAGUAAAGUCACAACCUCAGAACAUGCUCAUGGACAGUCUCUUCACUGACCAAUGGACAUCAACAUUCAACAAAAUCCUGUGUAGACAGGGCUUUAUCAUCGCAAAGAGUAUCCGUUUGCAAGGAAUCAUUUUACUAGUGUAUACUCAAAUGAAACAUGUCACCCAUCUUAGAGAUAUUGAGGCACAAUACACAAAAACUGGACUGGGUGGUUUAUGGGGUAACAAAGGAGCGGUUAGUGUAAGGUUCAAUAUAUAUGGGUGUUCAGUGUGCCUUGUGAACUGUCAUCUCACAGCACAUGAGCACUUGUUAGCAGACAGGAUUGCAGAUUACAAUACUAUAAUCAAAGAUCAUUCCUACCACCUCACAGAAACUUCAAAUAUAUUAUACCAUGACUACGUUUUUUGGAUAGGUGACUUAAACUUCCGCACCGACCAUCCGACUGGCAGCAGUCCCUCAUCGCAAGAAAUUGUCGCGACCUUGCAGAAAGUUGAGAAGGACAAGUAUACGUCGCUAUUGAAACAUGACCAAUUGUUGGCGGUGAUGGAUAGCGGUGAAGCGUUCUCCGAGUUCUCGGAGCCUGAGAUACGAUUCCCGCCAACUUAUAAGUUCUUGUUGGGCACAGACGACUAUGACAUCAAGAGAAAACCUUCAUGGACGGACAGAGUAUUGUACAAGGUGAUAGCAAAUAAUUACGAGAACAUAACGCUGAGAGCGGAUUUGAUAUCUUAUAAUCACAUACCUCAUUAUAUGGUCAGUGACCACAAGCCAGUGGUUGCACAAUUUAACAUCAAGAUCCGCCACCCUUUCCCACGCACCGUGUUAGCCCAAAAGCCGCAGAAAACAGCGCCUGUACGCAUGCGAUCAGCUUUAGUAAUGCCCGAAGCGGUGUCAGCUUUCACUGAAACCAUUAAUGAUGCCUCUAGUUCUAUAGUACGGGAUGGGGACUUUGAAAUGAUUUCUAGUGAUACAGAAAUUGAAACAAUUGAAGAGGAUGAGACGUUCGCCAAUUAUACGGAGAAAACGGUGGAGUUUGCGCCAAUUUCGCGCAUUUGGUACAUCGGUGACGCAGACUUCAGAACGCAAUGCACUUUAUCGCACGACGUCGAGAUAAACCCCAACGAUUGGAUCGGUAUCUAUGAUGCUGACUUCCACAACCUAGACGAUUAUAUAGCUUACGAAUAUCUUGCCAAAGUGAGUGUACCACAAACUGAAACUGCGACCGGUCCGCGAACCAUUACUCUCAGUUUCCCAGUCGGUAGCGGCGUCAGAACCCCGGGCUUCUACAGGCUAAUUUACUUCAGUCAACCAAAUAAUGAUGUCAGAAGUGUUUUGGGUAUAUCGGAGCCGUUCGAAGUUAGCAGUAAGGAGGACAAAAUGAUCACCCUGGACCCUUGCAGCGAAGCGUCCUGCAGUACAUCGCCGAACGCGGGCCGCAAGCCGAUGUCGGCCAAUACGGACGUGUUCACCGACUUCACCGAUGAGAAUAAGGAUCCCAUCUGA
Messenger RNA from Zerene cesonia (dogface butterfly), 1818 nucleotides. RefSeq names its product inositol polyphosphate 5-phosphatase K-like. Gene Ontology annotation, molecular function: phosphatidylinositol-4,5-bisphosphate 5-phosphatase activity. Bases 175 to 1818 code for a protein of 547 amino acids. The record is from RefSeq and is a predicted model, not a curated record. Gene Ontology annotation, cellular component: cytoplasm; plasma membrane; ruffle. Gene Ontology annotation, biological process: phosphatidylinositol dephosphorylation. NCBI's taxonomy places the organism in Eukaryota, Metazoa, Arthropoda, Insecta, Lepidoptera, Pieridae. The transcript has 11 exons.